GCGCGCCCCGCCCCGCGUCCAGCGACGCCGGCAGCGGAGACCUGGGCUUCCCCGGGCCGCAUCAGCGUCCCCUGCAGGCCGCGGCGGGCACGGCAGCCGGAAGAGCCCGAGCUCCUGCCACCGUGUCCGCGUCGCCGCCGCUGAGCUCCGCGGUGCCCCGAUUGCAGCCGAACGACCUCGGAGCCGCCCGCCGCGGCCCCGCGUCCUCCGAUCAGAGCCGCCGCGCCUCCCGCCCGGCCUCCGCCCUCCGCUCCCCGCCCGGGCCCGCCCGCACCGGCCUUCACUCUGGAGCGGCCCGGGCAGCCGCAGCAGGGGCGGCGGCGGCGCAUCGAGGAGCUCUCCAGGUCGUCCCGGGAGAAGCUGCUGCAGUCCCGGGACAGGAUGUUCUCCAAGCUUACGUCCAUCCUGCAGCAUGCCGUGGAGGCGCUCGCACCGUCUCUCCCGUUACAAGAAGAUUUUGUUUAUCACUGGAAGGCGAUUACACACUACUACAUAGAAACUUCAGAUGAUAAAGCCCCAGUGACCGACACAAACAUCCCAUCCCACCUGGAACAGAUGUUAGACAUCCUGGUCCAAGAAGAAAAUGAGCGGGAAUCUGGAGAGACAGGGCCAUGCAUGGAAUACCUGCUCCAUCACAAGAUCUUGGAAACGUUAUACACCUUAGGGAAAGCCGACUGCCCUCCAGGAAUGAAGCAGCAGGUUUUGGUGUUCUAUACCAAGCUUCUGGGACGAAUCCGGCAGCCCCUGCUUCCACACAUCAACGUACACAGGCCUGUGCAGAAAUUAAUUCGACUCUGUGGUGAGGUCCUUGCAACGCCAACGGAGAAUGAAGAGAUCCAGUUUCUCUGCAUCGUGUGUGCAAAGCUGAAACAGGAUCCCUACUUGGUCAACUUUUUCCUGGAGAACAAAUCAAAGUCCCUGGUGUCCAGAGGAGCUCUGAGUGUCAUCUCAGAGGAUGGCCCAAAAGGUCAGGACCCGGGGUCAGGAGACGUCAGCCAGUGCCAGCAGCCCCAGGAGCUGUCAGGUGCUACUGGGGUGGAGCCCACGGAGUCGGAGGAAGAGCCCCCUCACCAGAUGGAUGACCUGUCUGCAAGCCUAGAUGACCUCAAUGUCACCUCACUGCCGGAGGCCUCUGCCGUCCGGCCAAACCAGGACUACAACUUAGUGAAUUCUUUGUUAAACCUGACAAGAAGUCCUGACGGCCGGAUAGCUGUGAAGGCCUGCGAGGGCUUGAUGCUCUUGGUGAGCCUACCGGAGCCUGCGGCUGCCAAGUGCCUUGCUCAGAGCACCUGCCUGUGCGAGCUGCUGACCGGCAGACUCACCUCCCUGUACAAGGCUCUACCUCAGUCAGUGGACCCCUUAGACAUUGAAACCGUGGAGGCAGUUAACUGGGGGCAGCCGCAGUUGUUAAGGUCAUGAGCACAUUGCGGGCUAGGGCAGAGGGAGCCUGCCUUGGCAGACCUUCCGUCCCAUUCCUGCUCCUCUACUGUCUCUCGGCUGGCACCUUGGUCAAGUCCCUGCCGUCCGGACGGUCCUCUGCAUUAGCCUCCUCCAGCUUCAGGAGUGAACUGAUUUAUGGCUUUUGUAUGAAGGGACAUCUCUUAUCUGCGUCUCCCAUAAGUAUCUUCUGAUUGGUACCCAGUGUUGCUCUGUGUAUUGAAUGAGCUCAUUCAGGGGCCUCCUUUCCCUGUGUCCACACUUGCCUGGCCUCAGGUUGUUCUCUGUGUCUCACAGGUUGGACUCAUACAGCCAUAAAGAAGACGCUUCGGCGUUCCCGGGGAAGCGGGCCUUAAUUUCAUUUCUUUCCUGGUUCGAUUACUGUGAUCAGCUCAUCAAGGAGGCACAAAAGACUGCUGCUGUUGCUCUCGCCAAAGCCAUCCACGAAAGGUUCUUUGUUGGUGUCAUGGAACCCCAGCUGAUGCAGACCUCUGAGAUGGGGAUUCUGACCUCGACGGCCUUGCUGCACCGCAUCGUCCGGCAAGUGACCUCAGACGUCCUGCUUCAGGAAAUGGUGGUCUUCAUCCUCGGAGAACAGAGGGAGCCAGAAACUCUGUCAGAAAUUAGCAGACAUCCUCUAAGACAUAGGUUAAUCGAACAUUGCGAUCACAUAUCUGAUGAGAUCAGCAUCAUGACCCUGAGGAUGUUUGAGCAUCUCCUACAAAAGCCCAAUGAACACAUCCUCUACAACCUGGUCUUGAGAAACCUGGAAGAAAGAAACUAUACGGAGAACAAACCUUCCUGCCCGGAAGACAAGGACGUGGUGGAGAACGGGCUGAUAGCAGGCGCCGUAGAUCUGGAGGAAGAUCCAUUAUUUACUGACAUUUCACCAGAUAACACUCUGCCCAACCAAGAGUGGAUUUGUUCACCCCGCACCAGCCCAGACCAUCCCAAAAAUGAUGGCAAGACGGAAGUGCAUAAAGUGGUCAACAGUUUUCUCUGUCUAGUGCCAGAUGACGCAAAGUCCUCCUACCACGUGGAGGGCACCGGCUAUGACACCUACCUCCGAGACGCCCACAGGCAGUUCCGAGACUACUGUGCUAUCUGCUCACGAUGGGAGUGGCCAGGAGCCCCCAAACCACUGGAGAAGUGUGACCUAGAAGCAGCCUUCUUUGAAGGACAUUUUUUGAAAGUUUUAUUUGACAGAAUGGGAAGAAUUCUCGAUCAGCCGUACGAUGUGAAUCUGCAGGUGACCUCAGUGCUGUCCAGACUCUCGCUGUUCCCUCACCCACACACGCACGAGUACCUCCUGGAUCCUUACAUCAACCUGGCCUCUGGCUGCAGGUCUCUCUUCUCUGUGAUUGUCAGGGUUGUUGGUGACCUCAUGGUUCGAAUCCAGCGCAUUCAAGACUUCACCCCCAAGCUUCUCCUGGUCAGAAAGCGGCUGCUUGGCUUGGAGCCUGAAGGCCCCAUCGUUGACCACAUCACACUGCUGGAGGGUGUGAUUGUGUUAGAGGAGUUCUGCAAGGAGCUGGCGGCCAUUGCCUUUGUUAAGUACCACGCUUCCGCCACGCCGUGAAGGCCCCGGGUCACUGCACAUUUCCUCCGCUCAGCCACGAGAGGCUAAAACGCCUUGCAAAUGAAGUAUCGAGUCAACUGCACAGAAUGUUAAGAAUCCACUGCGUGACUGCUCUCAGUGAGGCCUGGUGUUGCUUCCUCUCGCUCUGCCAUAAUGAUUCCCUGUAUGGUUGCACGUUGUUCAAACCCAGGAAACAAUCAGACCUGAGGAGACUGGGUCUCCAGUGACCGAGAAGCUGCAAAGCUUGUGAUGUCAGGAACUUGGCUGGCAUUUUUGUUCUUUUAAUAUCCUUUUAAGCAGCAAAGCAUUUUGACAUUCUCUGGGACUCGAAUGCUUAUAUUCUUUUGUAUUAAUAAGCAGCAAAAAAAAAAUCACUAAUUUUAUAACUUUUUAAGGUUAAGAUUCUUAUCAUACAAAAUAUUUAGGGAAACUAAAUGAGGAAAAACGUCGUCGCUGAGGAACCAUCGAGAGUCUGGAGGAGGAGCUGGGUGCGUAGCAGCAUCGACUCCUUCAGCUUUUGUAAGAAUAACACUUUAAUAUGAUAAAGAAAUUCUUAAUAUAUUAUAUAUAUUUUUAAAGAAAUGUUCUUUUACUCUUUUGUGCACACAGUCAUAUUUGUGGUUGAUUUUCAUGCGUGGCUCCCAGUUUAUUUACAGCUGUCAUUUUUGCAACAGCAUUAGAUUUAUGCUCAUCGUUGGUAGUGUUUGCUAAAACAGUAUUUUUUUUUUAAGCUAAUUAACAGAUGCUGGGUUGAGACCCCCCCCCAUUUCCUCUCUGAAAUUGCUUUAUGAAAUUGCUUUAUGAAAUUGCUUUAUGGUUGACUUCCGUACUGACGUGUGUGGCAGUGUUAGCAGGACCUGGCUCUGGGGCGACAGUCGGCGUGCAGUGGGCCUCUCAGUGUUCACUGUUCUCUUUAUUAGGUUCAGUCUUUUGUCUUAAGUGAUUCUAAAGAGAUUUUGUUUUAAGUCUCUUCAUGUUCAGUUUACACCUUAAGGAUUUAAGGAAGCAGAGCGUGCGUGCGUCCGUGCGUGCUUGUUUGCCUGCGUGCAUGCAUGUGAGUGGUGCCGAUGCAGGGAUGUCUUGGUUAGCCAAGGUGCAGGGUACAGCUGCAGGACACACGGACAUCUUGUUCCCUUGUCUGUCUAGUCUUUAGUUGACUGAUGCCGGUCACUCGGUCUCUUGGCUGUGGUUCUGGAGCUCCUGUCCUCGUCCUUAUUGAAGCGUUAAGCAGCCCCUCUUCCUCUUCACUGGCCGUUACGAUGAGGGAGACAGUCGGGGGGGGGGGGCAGUCACCAGCUGAGCUGUACAGCCACAGCCACGGCCGCGGCAUGGCUCGGAGCUUGUUUGACACUGUGCUCAGUCUGUUUUUCUAGGGUUUCAGAUUCAUUGUAUAGCUUGGUUUUGCUACUAAGGAACAAACUACCAGAAGAUGAAGAGUGGCCUCAUUUCCAGAAUGUUCAUCAUUGUUUAAAAAAAAAAACAAAAAACGAAACUACUCUAUAUUUCUAACACAAUGGGAAUCUUUCUCGGUUCCUUCAAGAAAUCCGUUAAGUCAGAAAGAGAACCAGAGUGGGAGGCAGCGGUCCCCUGUGUGGCCUUCCUUCCGUGGCUCUGAGCAGCGAGCAGUGGUUCCCUCUGUUGUAUUUAUUGACAAGUUUCUGCAAGAAUCCCCCACAGCUCUUCCUCCUUCAGAUGUUGCUACCGUCGACUUUGAUGGUGGUGAUUUUGAGAUAAGGCAUUGAGAGGUACAGGUGUUUGUUAAUGUUCUCAUAGUGCUCUGUGGGCUACCAGUGAGGUGAGCUCUAGACCAAAAUACUCACACUUCGCUUCUCGGCUGGACCUAUGGCGCCCACGCCAUGAGCUCGGCAAAGCUUCUCCCCUGCGUGUUUGCUGCUCCCGACGAUACGCUUUUCCCAAGUUGUCCUAAUGACCUGCCCUGCAGCCAGCUCAGGUUAGCCUGUUUCUCAUCUAAGUUUAAUUCCUUUCUCAUAUCUAAUCCAGACCCAGAGUCAGCACAAGUCACGGAGCUGGGUUUGAGUUGAUUUAAAGAAACCACGAGCCACACCUAAGAUUUUUCUCACAGUCUCCGAGACUGCAGGAUUUCUUCCAUAGACUGUGUUGAGUGGAAAGUACCACCUUAGCAAGUGGUUGUCAGACUGAGUUCCAGCCUGCUUUGUGUUUGUAGAAACAGGAAAUAAGCAUGCACAUUGUUUCCCCACUUUCUAACAAUGUAGUCUGGUUUCUUUUCAGUAAUGAGCCAUUUUUCACUUGACCGAAUCAGAUUUGUCUUCGCCAGUCUCUACUGUUGUGCUCACAUAAGUAUGUAAUGUUCUCAUAACUUACCUGUGCAAUAUGAAGCUGUAGAUUCACAGCUUUUGGCCUAACUGUAUAUUAUUGUGUGUACAUGUGUGUAUAUAGACAUGUGUGUAUAUGUAUAUAUAUAUAUCUGUAUAUCUAUAAAAGGACCAAAGUCCUCAUAGCUUGCUUACACUGUUGCUAGUGUAAAGAUUGUUACAUUCAAUUUUACAGGGCACAAAUUAUAGAAUUAUUUCAUACUUUUCAUGGUAAAGUCUCCAUAAGUUAUUACAUUACUAUCUAGUUACCAUUUAAUUAUGAAGUUUACCGUGUAACAGAAGAAGUUACGGUGAAAUGCCAAACCCACAAACUAUGGUAAUUUUACAUUUUUGGUUGAUCAAUAAAGUAAGAUAUGCAUGUCAUCGUAACACUUAGAUAAUCCUCUUCUGGGCCCUGUAAAAUACUGUCACUGAUACUCUGUCGGCCUCCUGCCUUGUUUACAUUAAACAGAAUAUUUGGCAUAUUUUUCCACGCGCCAUGUGGGUCACUAGCAGUGCUGUGAAGGUCUGGAUUCCCAGGCCACCGAUGAGGAAGCUCUUCGGGUGACUGUGUGCCCACCGUCCCCUCCGGGCAGGUGGACGUCAGCUUCAGCUCUUGCGCUAACAGUGCAUGCAGGACAAAGAGGGAAAUCAAGAAAAAUAAAUCAAUGUAACUUAAACAGAA
Mus musculus (house mouse) is the source of this 6034-nucleotide messenger RNA. RefSeq names its product FHF complex subunit HOOK interacting protein 2A (gene Fhip2a). The transcript is spliced from 17 exons. The record is from RefSeq and is a predicted model, not a curated record. NCBI's taxonomy places the organism in Eukaryota, Metazoa, Chordata, Mammalia, Rodentia, Muridae. The coding region runs from base 1661 to 3016 and encodes 451 amino acids.